AUGUUCAUUUUUUCUUGUAAUGUGGCUUCAUUAAUCUUCAGGUUAAGUCACCUUGGUGUAACAGAUAAUCAGAAAAGGUGGCUUGUGGUGGGAAUAGCACUCAACAAGAUCCUUGUGCCACAGAUCCGUCCUUUUGUGGAACAAGAGGUUGAUAAAGAAUACAACAAUCUCAAGACAAACCACAGUAUUCACACACAAAGUACAUCUGGUUGUCUUCAAAGGUGGCCUGCAAGAAUUUUAAACUAUGAGAACAUCAAUGGUAACAGUCUUCACACAAAGCUUCCUGGUGGAAAAUACAACUUUUCCUUGUUUGAUUGUAGAGUGUUAUCUCACGUUGACUUUGCCAAGUUGUAUGUUAGAAACUACAUGGCCAAGUUCAGUGCCUUUGAUGACAGUUGCGAUGCAUCAGCUGUGCUAACAUUGCUUGGUGGUGUGCCUGUGUUCUUACCUGUCGUUCAAGCUGCAGCUGGUGAUGUCAUGAAUAUCAGAAAUGACUGGGCGCACUGUGUCUUCAGUAAGUGGGAUCCUUUUAAGUUUCAGCAGAGUUUCAUUGAGAUGGAACACCUGGUGAGAGUCAUGGCUCUACCUGCUGCAGAUGAAGCAAAACUCUUUGACGAACUGAAAGAUUGGGAGACUAAGGGUACUAAACUUUACAUAGAUAAAAUUAAUGAAACAUAUUACCAGUAUGUUUUAGUGUAAUUUGUAUUGUCAACCCUACUGAGAUGAAAUUUGCUGUUUAGCAGUCAAGUUACUCAUUAAUCAUUUAUGCCUAUUCAGGAACACAAUUACCUGUAGGCCAGUAUGAACAUGCCCACCUGAAAAAAAAAAUGGUCUUCUCCCACAAAGAAAAGAAGGCUAAUGCUAGCUACCAUAAAAUUCUGAAAAUAAGCCCCUCCAUGUAUAAGCCCCUCCAAAUUAAUAUAAGCCCCCCAAACUGGUAACGCAAAAAACCCUGCAUUAAAUCGCCCCUCCAAAUACAAGCUCCCCGGAAGCUUGUACUUGGAAAAUUGCCAUCAAAUACAAAGUAAAACAAAGUAAAACAGUGAAUUUACUUCCAACUAUAAGGCUAUCUCAAUCUAUUUUGAAACGCAAAUUUCCCUCCGUAGAUAAGCCCCCUCCAAAUAUAAGCCACUCAAAAAGGGCCUUUGAAAAAUAUAAGCCCAGGGGCUUAUUUUCGGAAUUUUACGGUAUUUUCAGCAGAGAUGAUGUCUUACUCUACCAUCUAAAAUUAUGUUCAAAGGUUGCCUGGAAACAAGAGCUGAUAUUUCUCUGUCAAUUAGUAAAUCAGUGGCUCAGUAAAAUACUGCUUCAGUAAUACUUUAGAAAAAGUCAGAAGUUUGGUUGUUCUUUCCAAAUUUGUUGUAAGGAAUGAUCACCCCAAGUUUGAACAGGGUUUUUAUGUGGCCUGGACCCAACAACAAUAUUGAUACUUCUAAGAAACUGGCUGUUGUUAUUUUAAGUUGACAUUAUACUGUUUAGGCACUGAUAACUUGUCUUUACGGCUUUUUGUUAACAGGCACUCUGCUGUGCAUGAACUCCCCGGUAGACCCCGCAUUGCUUCAUCUUGUCCAGCAAGAAGUCAAAUUUCUACAAGAUCAUGUGAACAACCUGUCUGUAGAAUUUGACCAAGAUAAGAUGGAAGUUCAGCAAGAGCUGCAAAACACUGCCGUAAUUCUUAAAGAGAUGAAACAGAUGGUGGAAAGACUGAAAAUUUUUCAAGGUAAUCUUGCUUGA
Porites lobata is the source of this 1734-nucleotide messenger RNA. Lineage: Eukaryota; Metazoa; Cnidaria; Anthozoa; Scleractinia; Poritidae. The record is from the annotation of a GenBank genome assembly.